UUAGCUACCCGUCUUGAUCUAAUUGGUAACCUAUUUGCCUUUACUAUUGAAAUCAUGGUUGUUACAUCUCGUUUUCGUAUUAACCACGCUAACAGCGGUCUUAUACUAAGUUAUAUCUUACCCAUUGUCCCGAUGCUUCAGUUUGCUAUACGUUUGCUAGCUGAAGUUGAGAAUAGUUUGAAUGCUGUUGAGUAUCUGUAUUAUUACAGUAACAAGCUGGAAGAAGAGGCGCCACUGCAGACUAUUGACGUCCGUAAGUCUUAG
Molecule: messenger RNA, 264 nt
Organism: Trichoderma virens Gv29-8
Lineage: Eukaryota; Fungi; Ascomycota; Sordariomycetes; Hypocreales; Hypocreaceae
Exons: 1
Source: RefSeq, a predicted model, not a curated record